ACACGACGUUUUGCAUUCCUAUGCUAUCUAGGAUAGGUUGAGGUCAGUGGGCUAACUUUCUUCACGCAGUCACGCAAACUAAAUGUUAAGUCAUAAAACAUCAAAUUACGUAUCAGCAUACCGUGAGUGGCCAAUUUGAAUUGGUGAGAGGAGGAAAAAAAAAAAUACACGAAAUUCUGAAGAAAAAAAAAAACCAGAAACCAUAUAAAGCCUUGAGUCAAGAAGAUGCUCCAGUCUCAGACCCGCUGCGAUCUCAGUGGUGGAAAUGUUGAACAUGGGGAGGGUCGACUUUCAGAUGACAUUGACGAAAUGUAGAUGAGAGCGGAGACUCGUGCUACAUGUAACAUCUCGGGUUGCUGAUGUUAGACGGUGGUACAAGGCGAAACUGCCUGUCGACUCGUUUCCCUCUCUGCCUUCAGCACCACAAGUUUGGACAGCACCAUUCAUCGAGACAUUUGAACACCUUUCCCCCUGGAUAGGCGAAUUGUUCUCAAGUUUAAUGGAGACGUUCCUCUUUUGUUUGCAUCAGUGAUAUUUUUUUGUGUCCAACUUCUUCAAGAACCAACGGAUAUUCCCGUCCCGAAAUCUCAGUAGAGCGGUCUUGCUAUUAACGUCUACUUCAUCUGGAAAGUUGUAAGCACCUCUCCUGAUUUCCGGCACCAUACCCAGUUUCAAGCUUGAGUAAGGACCGCGAAACUGCUGUCUACGUGGACUGGUGCUGAAUUCUCCCGUCCGCCGGCCAGGACCUCUGCAAAAGCCAGAGACAUGGCGACUAACGGUACAAAAGCAACCGAUGGACAUGUGUUAACAGAACUCAACGAGGAGCCGACAUCCAAUGAUAAACCCAAAACCUUGGUUGUGAAAGUUCAACCGACGAAAUCGGAUAUCCCCGAAAGAGAAACGUGGAAAGGGAAAUUUGACUUUCUUCUAUCUUGUGUUGGGUAUGCAAUCGGACUUGGCAAUGUCUGGAGAUUUCCAUAUCUUUGUGGAAAAAACGGUGGAGGGGCCUUCUUGAUUCCUUACUUUUUGACCCUCAUAUUUGCUGGAAUGCCAUUGUUUCUGCUCGAAACUGCCCUCGGUCAGUACACAUCCGUUGGCGGACUUGGAGUGUGGAAACUCGCUCCAAUGUUCAAAGGUAUUGGUUGGGCAGCCGCUCUCCUCUCCUUCUAUCUAAACAUUUAUUACAUUGUCAUCAUCUCUUGGGCCAUUUACUAUCUCUUUAACUCGUUCACUGCUGACCUACCAUGGGCGUCAUGUGAUAAUCCCUGGAACACAGACAAAUGUUUUUCAAACUACAGCUUGGUCAACACCACCAACUUGACAAGUGCUGUGGUGGAGUUUUGGGAACGGAAUGUACAUGAGCUUACGGACGGACUGGACCAGCCAGGAACGGUCCGUGCGCCGUUGGCAAUAACACUGGCUAUCGCCUGGGUACUCGUCUACUUCUGUAUCUGGAAAGGUGUAGGGUGGACUGGCAAGGUGGUGUACUUCUCAGCAACGUACCCCUACUUCAUGCUCUUUAUUCUGUUCUUCCGUGGAGUCACUCUGCCUGGAGCAAUAGACGGCAUCUUGUUCUACAUCACCCCGGAGUUCAGCAAGCUGAAGGAGUCUGAGGUGUGGCUGGACGCUGCAACCCAGAUUUUCUUCUCGUAUGGAUUAGGACUGGGGUCACUUAUUGCCCUUGGGAGCUACAACCCUUUCCACAACAAUGUUUACAAAGAUUCUAUUAUCGUCUGCUGCAUCAACUCCUUCACCAGCAUGUUUGCCGGCUUUGUCAUCUUCUCCAUCGUGGGUUUCAUGGCCUACAUAACAAAGCGGCCUAUCGCAGAAGUAGCUGCAUCAGGUCCAGGGUUGGCCUUCUUGGCCUACCCACAGGCAGUGACACAGCUGCCUGUUUCACCACUGUGGGCUAUUCUGUUCUUCUCAAUGUUGCUUAUGCUUGGAAUUGACAGUCAGUUUUGCACAGUGGAGGGGUUCGUCACGGCUUUGGUGGAUGAAUUCCCCCAUGUUCUGAGGAAAAGAAGAGAGAUUUUCAUUGCCGGCGUCUGCUUGGUGUCUUAUGUGAUUGGCCUCUCCAAUAUCACACAGGGUGGCCUGUACGUGUUUAAACUCUUCGACUACUACUCUGCUAGUGGGAUGUGCCUCCUGUUCCUGGUGUUCUUUGAGUGUGUCUCCAUAUCAUGGUUCUAUGGUGUGGAUAAGUUCUAUGACAACAUACAGGAGAUGAUUGGAUACAGGCCUUGCCUUUGGUGGAAGUUGUGUUGGGUGGUCUUCACCCCUCUCAUUGUUGCUGGCGUGUUCCUCUUCAGCGCGGUUCAGAUGGUUCCUCUCACCAUGGGGGAUUACGUGUUCCCUAAAUGGGGCCAGGGUGUGGGCUGGUGCAUGGCCCUGUCCUCCAUGCUCCUCAUCCCUGGGUACAUGGGAUACAUGUUCCUCACACUCAAGGGCUCGUACAAAGAGCGCCUUCGGAUGAUGCUUAAGCCAACGGUUUUAGCGAAAGCCCAGGAGAAUGGACCAGAGCAGCAGGCUGAGACCCCCAACCCUGCCAAUGAGGAAGCUUACAUCUAAACUCCCAUUCCACAGGCCUGCAACAUUCAGGCACAAACACGUAAUCAUGGUUGAACACAGCCAAGGACUUCCAUGUCUAAAAUAUAAUCACCUACCUCCUAGGGAAAAAUGUGACCAACCUGAUUACAUUUUUAUUUUUUUUUCAUUUGUAAAAAGACAAACUACCAAGCAACGUUCUAGUGAUAGUUUGUACAUCAUAUGCAAAAUGUUAGUCUUUCUAAAAUGUUACAUAGUAACCAGAGAACUACUGUAAAUUGAAAAAUUAUGUGAAUUGGAGGCCCAAUGUGAUUCAACACUACUGUGCUAAUUUUAGAGAUUUACAUGUAAUUAAUCUAUUAAAUAUUGUAAAAAGAACAAAUUUAGAAUAGAAUCAGAUUGUAUUUGAUUGUAUUUGAUUGAAAUACAGAAAAGUAAAGGGGAAGUUACAGGGCACAUAAAUGCAAUGCCGUGAUUGCAUAAUGGAAUUGUUUUUGACCAAUUGAAGCAAUGACCAUUACGGGAGUGUGCAAAAGGCAAGGCCAAAUCUCAUGAUGUAUGUAUACUUCUAUGUAGCCUGACUAUCAGUCUUUUCCAAGACCCUGUGGUUUACAGACCUUUUUUCAGUAACUCUAAGGGUGUCCCUCAAAAAGCACAAGGCCAGUAUGCUAGUUUACUACCUGCCACGAAAGCAAUUCAGUAUUAUGUCAGACUGUUACAAUUUUAUCUUUGUUUUUUAAAGACAAAUAUGACUUUGUAUGUUUUUUAGAUUCAUUUUAGGAUGUUUUCUAUGUAAGAGUGAAAAGGACCAAAACCAUCCUCAUACAGUGGGAAAAAGACAAGUACCACCUAGAUUUGGAAUAAAAAAGUUAGUCAUGCUAUGUGUCAUUGCAAAGCACAGGGUACAAGGUCUUACCACAUACGCAUUUUUGUCAGUGUCCAUUUUGAAACAGUUAUUUGCUUAAUACAUUGGUAUGCCACUCCUCAGGAACAAAAGGUGGAAGUGACCAAAUUUUUUCCUGAAAUUUGGAAGGCAUGAGAAGGCCUUGAGCCAACAAACAAAUUGAGUAGAAAUAAGAGAGAAGCCAUAGUCUGUUUACAUGACUGUGCAGGUUAACAACGUCCGUUUACAGAGGGUACCUUAAAGAUGAACCAGCAAAUUUUUGCCAACAAGGACCGGCCAACAUGUUUUUUGAGUUUUUGUUUCUUUUAUUCUUUUUUUAGGAAAUGGAGUUGUUUGGCAAUAAAUAUAGUUAUAAUAUAUUCAGAUAGAGACGACUAUAUAUGUAGGCUUAAAUGAGAGUUUACUGCUUGUUUCCCUAUUUCCUAACUUCACCAGAUAAAAGCACAAAGCUUUAAUUCCACAAGGUAUUGAGAUUGCAUUUCAACAAGGAAUAUGUUAGUUUGCUUCUGCGGCAGCUACACAUGAUGACAGGGAUCUGGAUCAAUUAGUAAUUAUGCUCUCUGCAAAGAUAUCUAACUAAAAUGUGCAAUCGAUGAUGUUCGGUGAUUUUGUAUAAAGAUACCAUACUGCAGUUUUCUCUCUGAACAAAAAUGUUGUAAAACUGUACUGUGCAAAAGAUGUAACUGUGAAUGUUUGUUUGACCUAUGAUGUUUUUGUCUAAAUGUUGAAGAAUCUUAUCGUUAUUAUUUGCUGUUUUCUGCAAUAAUACAAUGAUCUCAGAAACUAAAGCACAUGAAAUGUAAAAAUAAUGACAGUAAUAAUAACAGUAUAAUAAAUAAAAAUAUAGAUACUAUGUCUAGUCAAAGAAUAUUGUUUUGUAUAUUUCUAACUGUUUCAUGGGCCUACUGUAAAAUAUUAUAUGUAAAAAAUAUAAUACAUGUCUUUAGAUGGUGUUCUAUACAAAGCAUGAUUGCCAUAUAUGUUAUCUGAAAAAAAUAAAGAAUUAUAGAUUAUAAUGUG
Molecule: messenger RNA, 4468 nt
Organism: Clupea harengus (Atlantic herring)
Lineage: Eukaryota; Metazoa; Chordata; Actinopteri; Clupeiformes; Clupeidae
Gene: slc6a1b
Product: solute carrier family 6 member 1b
Biological process (GO): nitrogen compound transport; sodium ion transmembrane transport; neurotransmitter transport
Cellular component (GO): plasma membrane; cell surface; axon
Molecular function (GO): gamma-aminobutyric acid:sodium:chloride symporter activity
Source: RefSeq, a predicted model, not a curated record